AUGUUGGGUCACACACUCUCGAGACUCAAAGUCAAAGACGACUCUCCACAAAUUGGCGCCUUUGUGAACGACGCCGCCACCGCCGCCGCGGGAAGCGCCGUGUGUUUCUAUUCGCCCGCGCGACAAACUCUUUGUCUUUCGACGCCUUCACAAUACGUCACAGCGCAUAGAUACCACCCCGCAUCGAGGUACAGAAGGAACUGGCAGAAAACCGUCGACGGCGUGCGCGCGUCGCACGUGGUCUCAAAAGAAGGCGGAGCCAUCAGGCGCCCGGUAUCACCAUUGGGCAAAAGCUUCCUU
Brenthis ino (lesser marbled fritillary) is the source of this 300-nucleotide messenger RNA. The record is from the annotation of a GenBank genome assembly. Lineage: Eukaryota; Metazoa; Arthropoda; Insecta; Lepidoptera; Nymphalidae.